Molecule: messenger RNA, 2807 nt
Organism: Lutzomyia longipalpis
Lineage: Eukaryota; Metazoa; Arthropoda; Insecta; Diptera; Psychodidae
Product: E3 ubiquitin-protein ligase ZNF598
Exons: 4
Coding region: 214-2649 (811 amino acids)
Biological process (GO): rescue of stalled cytosolic ribosome; protein ubiquitination
Molecular function (GO): ribosome binding; ubiquitin protein ligase activity
Source: RefSeq, a predicted model, not a curated record
CAUGCGUUAGUGGGGUAAUUGACACGAGUUGAAAAAAUUAGAGAAAAAUCAUCAUUUUCGCUUCGAGUGCAAUUUUCGUGAUUUUCACAGCAUUUUUCCACAAAAUCCCCUCCCGUACUUACAUCUCAAGUAUCUCCAGGUGCUCAGGGUGAGGUGAAAAGUCCACAAAUUGCUAGAAAUUUUGAAAGAUAAGAAAAAACGCGUGGAAAGAAAAUGUCUUCAGGGUCUUCAGGUGAUGCAAAUAAGGCUGCAGGAGGUGGUACACGUGAGGGCUAUGAAAAUUCCUGCGUGGUGUGCUUCAUUGAGGUGACAAUCUUCUCGGUUGGAAGCUGCGAUCAUGCUGUGUGCUACGUGUGCUCAACACGAAUGAGGGUGCUGUGUGGGCAGAAUGAGUGCCCCAUUUGUCGGCAGGAGCAAUCUCAGGUGAUCUUCUCGCGCGAAAAGCUGCCCUUUCGCCAGCUGGAGGUGACAACGCGCAGUGGGCUGUACGAUAAGAAGUACCGAAUUGUCUUUGGGGAUCAUGACAUUCAGACGGCCUUCUACAAGCUCCUCGAGGAGGCCUGCCCCCGGUGCAAGUGUCGCCCCUUUGACACCUUCGCGGACAUGCAGAAGCACGUGCGGCAGCAACAUGAGCUCUUCUACUGCGACAUUUGCACGGAAAAUCUCAAAAUUUUCACCUUUGAACGACGCUGCUACACCCGGGAGGAGCUUGCAAUGCACCGCCGGAAAGGUGACCCAGAUAAUACGUCCCACCGGGGGCAUCCACUGUGUGAGUACUGUGAGAUUCGCUUCCUGGAUCGUGAUGAGUUGUUCCGGCAUUUGCGCAAGGAGCACUACUUUUGUCACUUUUGCGAUGCCGAUGGGUUCAAUCAGUUCUACGCGGAUCAUGCAUCGCUCCGGGAACACUUCCGGUCGGAGCAUUAUCUCUGUGAGGAGGGCAGCUGUAUCGAGGAGCCCAUGACAGCUGUCUUCCGGACGGACAUUGAUAUGCGUGCCCACAAGACUUCCGUACACGGCAGGACGAUGGGGAAGUUGGCAGCGAAGCAGGCAAGGACGCUGGAGGUGGAGUUCAGCUUAGUGCCACGCUAUCGGCAUGGAGAUGCUCCUCCGGGGCAGGAAACGGAAGGAAGUACACAGUAUAGACCCUUGAUGGGAUCAACGCUCAAUCAGCAACCACGUAAAAUGAUCAAUGCCAAUGAUGAACAGGAAUUCCCAGCUUUGGGAGCUGGUGCCCCUCCAGUGCCCGUUAUCCGGCCCAGUGUGUCCAUUAAGACAAAAACCUACGGAUCUAAUUCCCUGGCAAAGACAAAGGAGAACUUCCCGGCUUUAGGUGGGGCUGCUGCAACUCCCGCAAUCCCCUCCACAUCCUCCUCCGAUGCAGCCACCGCAAGUCACUACAGUCGAAUGGUGCAGAAACCCCAACCCCCACCACCAGCUGCUGCUCCCCCUCCCACGUCCUCGAAGCAAGGAACCAUCAUUCACAUAUCCAAUCGCCCUCCCAAACACCCGGACGCCAUUAAAGACUUCCCAGCUCUCCCCGGAAGCACACGUGGCCCCAAAGCUGAUCUCCCCCCAGCUGUCACAGUCAACCCAAAGAGCUUCUCCGCAAAGCAUCGGAAUCUCGUAGAAGAUGGCGCAAUGGUGACCCCAAAUGCGUCAAUUGCAUCGAAAUUAAUGAUGGUUGUGCCACCACCGAGUGCCCCCAAGAAAGCUCCCGAAGUGAAGGAGCCCAAAGUUCCAAAGCUCAACUCUGACGACAACUUCCCCACACUCAGCUCAUCUGCCGCCCUCAGUGGAUGCCUCCCACCCACAUGGGUGCCCGUGACGAAGAGCAAAGUCGAAAGUCGGAAGUCCAAAGUAGCCCCAGCGCCGGAUUUGUCGCAUCAAAGUAGUGCCAUUAAGACGGAGGAGAAGAGUACGAAGAAGAAAAGCAAAAAUCCAACGGCAAAGACGAAAGACAAAGAAGCAAAACGAGAGAAUAAUAACAAUGUAAAUGGCAAUAAUAACAGCAUAGCUGAUGAGAUUGGUGCGCUAAAGAUAUCAAAAGAGCCCCCGCAGGCUUCUUUAGGGCCGCCGCCGGGAUUCAAUGGCAUUCCCGGCGGCAAGACAAAGGGCCAACCACCGCCGGGCUUCAAUUCAGUCACACUGAAUUCCGUGGCGAGGAAACCAAACAACGAUUUAACCUUCACCAAUUCCACCGGGGAAACCUUCUCCAUUGUACCAACAAGGAAGUAUAUUGCACCACCGGAUAGUAAGAAGAGGAAUGAGAUUCUUCUAGGUCACUUUCAGGAUGCACUGAAGAAUAGUGCCGCUGUGAAGGAGUUUCAUAACAUCUCCCAAAUGUUUGUUAGAAAUAAGUAUCUUGCCUUACCCUACUACGAACACUGCUUGGAGGCACUUGGGGAUAAAUUCAGUGAUGUCUUCCCGGAAUUGUUGGCAUUGCUGCCAGACAUUGGAAAGCAACAGGAGCUGUAUCUGGUUCAUGUUCAACGAGAGAAGGGAAAAGGAGAGAAAGGUGGGAAAAAGAAGCGCGUGGAGACCAUCAUUGAUGUGUGCUCCAUCUGCAAGCAGGUGCUCGUACGCAGUGAUCUCUUCGCCCAUUUGCAAGCACACAAACUUGAGAAUAAUUUUCCUGUUUUGACCAAAUAAUUACGGGGAGAAUCCUUUACACGGUAUGACAGGGAAUUGUGAAACUUUUCCAUGCAGAGAAGUCAAGUUAAAAAAAAAAUUAGUUGAAUUUUUUAUCAUCCUUUAUAAAUUAUAUCCUUGUCUCAAUGAAGCAAUUUGUUUAAGGAAAAGAAAACUAA